AUGUGUGGCCCAAGAAAAAAGUUGCUUAAGAGAAAAUUUCCUCUGGUCGGGGGAAAAGAGAAGUUGUACAGAAUCCUCGGUGAAAUACGAUGUCAUUGAGGCUUUGUGCAUUCACGAUUGGUCCAAGUGAUGAGCUGCACGUGCUCGAUACACGAUAGAGGACACGUCAGGCGGCUCUUGAGUCUCACUAUUCCAGUUUUCCAGUAUUUCUUCCGUUGUGCUGGCAGGCUAGGCAACGCUAUAAGCCCAUCUGGGUAUCUCUCGUCUUCCCCCUCCUCCUGGCUAUUUCUCAUCGGUCUGGUCAAAAUGGCAUCUCCAAGGACGACAAAUCGACCAGGGUCACCUUCGCUCUUGGACAAACUCGAUGAACUCGUUCCGGCACCUCUAGCUCAGUAUGACGCUUUUCCAAAGCUACCGUCGACGUAUAGAGCACGGUCAGAGUCUAGGGGCUUUCUGACACUCUUUGUCGGCUUCCUGGCAUUCUUACUGGUCGUCAAUGAUCUCAGUGAAUACAUUUGGGGAUGGCCGGAUUAUGAGUUUAGCGUGGAUCCAGAUGCAGGGAACGACAUGGACAUAAAUGUUGAUCUGGUGGUCAAUAUGCCUUGUCAAUGUGAGUCACAGCUCCAAGCGUCGUUACUCAGGGUUUGCGGGAGCAGUGUAAUGCAACUGCUGUAGCCUCGCAGGCCAUCACCAUCCUUUUCUUCGAGACACCCCAUGCGCACUGAUAUUUUUCUCGGGCCCGAAACCACUUCGGAAAGUAGAGCACUGCACUGACACCGAGUUUCCCUUAGUUCUGUCUGUGGAUCUGAGAGAUGCGGUCGGCGACCGACUGUAUCUAAGCGACGGCUUCCGUAGAGAUGGCACCUUGUUUGACGUUGGACAGGCUACAACACUUCAGGAGCAUGCGGCUGCGUUGUCUGCUCAACAGGCAGUCGCGCAGUCGCGCAAUUCUCGAGGCUUUUUUGACGCAUUCUUCCGUAAAUCCAAGCCUGCCUACAUGCCUACGUACAAUUAUCAGCCGUCUGGUACUGCUUGCAGAGUUUACGGUACAAUUCCGGUGAAGAAAGUGACAGCAAAUCUUCACAUCACGACCCUUGGUCAUGGUUACGCUAGCGCUCAGCAUGUUGACCACAAGUUGAUGAAUCUCUCACAUGUGAUCACUGAAUUCUCGUUCGGUCCAUACUUUCCCGACAUCACACAACCCUUAGACAAUUCCUUCGAAUUAACCGAUCAACCCUUCGUGGCGUACCAGUACUUCUUACACGUUGUGCCAACGACGUAUAUCGCACCACGGUCGAAACCUCUGAACACACAUCAAUACAGUGUGACUCACUAUACACGGAUAUUGGAACACAAUCGAGGUGUUCCAGGAAUAUUUUUCAAAUUUGACCUUGAGCCACUGAAGUUGACCAUUCACCAACGGACAACAAGCUUUAUACAGCUUUUCAUCAGAUGCGUAGGUGUCAUUGGCGGCGUGUUCGUCUGCAUGGGAUAUGCUGUUAGGGUUGGCACUCGCGCAGUAGACGUCGUGACAGGUGCAGAUAAAACUCCCGGAAUCGUCGCGGCAGAAGCUUCGGGAGUAGGCGGUCUUCGCAAGAAAUGGGGAGGAGGUGAACUUCGUUCACGUGUAGUCAGACAGGGCUCAGGAUGGGCUGUCGAAGGUGGUGGCUCUGCUUAUAGCAGUUAUGCCAACACGCCUGUCACCGGUAAUUUCUCGCAUCCACCAUCACCAUACAUUUCUAGUCCUUUCUCUGCCAAUGGGGCACAUUCCCCAUCAACAGUAGUGGGUCUCAGUCCGAACCCAGCGACAGGAUAUGGUCUAGGCCUCAACUCUCCUUCGUUCGGUCCCUCUCCACGCGUCCCUCCUUCAGCACCUGCGAGUUCGAUGGCAACCGGCUUUCCAACCGCUGCGACCCUGAGUCCGGCUUAUAGGCCUGUGUCACCUGCAUCAUCGAACUACUCGCAUUUCCCUCCGACCCCGAACCCGAGUAAUGGCGGCGUCAAUGGGUUCCCGCGUUCACCGCUGCCAACUUCCCCUGGCUUUACAUCUUUACAUCCACCUCCACCAAGGAGGGAUAGCAGCGCAAAGGGGAAUGGUCAUGCUCCAAAGAAGGAUGAUUGAUGAACGAACAAUGGGGUGGAAUGUGGAGAUUGUCUUUCCUUCUUGGUAUGGCUAGUUCGAGAUAAACUUAUCGUGUAGCUUCUACACAAUGCACCUCGCUCUCACUGUAUUCAUAUCGUUUCUGUGUUUUCUACAUUCAGAUUUCGCGGCGUCAACCUUGACUGAUAGAUGUGAUGUCGACGAUAGCAACAGGACUUCGCAACUUACAGAGGGCGGCCGUGCAAACACUAUCAGGAAGUGGAGAAGCGGUUUGAAAGAAGUUACGUGCACUGGUAUAGGAUCCGCGAUCAUCGUGGCAAACAAACAACCCUCCACCAAGCUGUUGGGUGCCUGGGGAAUUUUCACGUCAGGGCUAGCGGCCAUCAAGUGAUACGACCAUAAUGGUGCUGAGUGCAUAAUGUAAGGGACUCAUCGAGCUUUACGAGGACUCUCGACUUUAUACAUGACACGGGGCUGAAGUCCUAUUACUCCACCUCCUCGCCCAUCCCAACCAGGAAUGGGUGCACGACAUACGGGACAUCUUCGGACAGUGAGAUCCGGAG
Messenger RNA from Somion occarium, 2664 nucleotides. Lineage: Eukaryota; Fungi; Basidiomycota; Agaricomycetes; Polyporales; Cerrenaceae. The record is from the annotation of a GenBank genome assembly.